Guyanagaster necrorhizus is the source of this 1468-nucleotide messenger RNA. RefSeq lists its product as uncharacterized. NCBI's taxonomy places the organism in Eukaryota, Fungi, Basidiomycota, Agaricomycetes, Agaricales, Physalacriaceae. The record is from RefSeq and is a predicted model, not a curated record. The coding region runs from base 27 to 1328 and encodes 433 amino acids. The transcript has 3 exons.
UUUGAAGUCUCAGUGACACCAUCAUCAUGCACCCAGAAGUCAAGAAGAUCCGGUCAAUCCUUGAGGAUGUUUCUUUCACUAGUGGAAGCUUCAAGAUCAAAAGGGAACGAUGCCUGCUUUACUACAGGCGUAGCUCUGAGGAUUCCGUUGCACGAGUCAUAAACCUAGCUCAUCCAACGGGUACAGAGCUACAUUCGUUAGCGGAGGCUUGUAUACCGGCCCCUUUCGGUCGAAAUUCUGAGGAGGUGCUCGAUGAUAAUUACCGCAAGGCUCUCAAGCUGGAUACUUUUCUUUUUGCCACUACACUAGAUCUCCAUAUGACCGAGAUUCUUGACCAAAUUCGUGUAGACCUCGUGGAGGGACAUUUAUCUACAGAGAAUCGUAUCCGACCCGAGCUUUACAAACUGAAUAUCUAUGGUGAAGGAUCUUUCUUUAAGCCCCACAAGGAUACCCCUCGCUCUGAAAAUAUGUUCGGCUCUCUCGUCAUUGUCUUUCCUACUAGUCAUCAAGGAGGCGGGCUUGCCCUCCGCAGCCACGGGAAAGAGUGGAUCUUCGAUGUUAGCAGUCUCCUUGCCAAUAGCACCGCCGAAGUCCCGAGGAUCGCCUAUGCAGCGUUCUACAGCGACGUUGAGCAUGAGGUCCUCCCCGUCACCUCGGGUUCUCGUGUCACCCUGACUUACAAUUUGUACCGAGAACACGACACACACACACAGGGGACAUUCAUUGAUACCGGAAACCACAUUACUACCUCUGAACUCAAACAGUCCAUUGCGAAACUCAUCGCCGAUCCAUCGUUCUUACCCAGAGGCGGAAAGCUUGGCUUUGGUUUGCGUCACCAGUAUCCUUUGAAAGCGAACGGCGGGAAAUUUGAAGUUGCAGAUGUUCUUGAUCUUCUGAAAGGAAGCGACGCAUCCCUUUACGGUGCCUGCGACAGCCUGUCUCUGCCUGUGGACGUCCGGAUUUCCUACAUGCCAAAAGGCGACGAGAAGCGAAGAUACCUUACCGAUAGCGAAUUCUAUCACUUUACUCUCUAUGAUGAGUCCCUCAGCCUUUGGAUGAGGCAAGAAGGUGUUGAAUCCGUCAAGGAGCAAGAGGAUUGGCACGAUAGCCGCAUCCACAAUUCGACUCGUAUCUUUUGGGUUACACCCAGAACAGAAUUGAGUCGAGUAACCACUCCUUUUGCGUACUAUGGAAAUGAGCCUGAUCUUGGUUUUCUUUACGGAGACAUUUGUCUUGUCGUUGAUCUUAUUCGAGAGGGUAGCAGUGGCGAAGAAUCUGAGGAGGAGGAAGUUGCGGAGAGUAGUAGUGAAUCUGAGGGCCUCUAUUAGGUUGCUUCUUUCUACAACCGUAUCGUGUCGUUAAACAUAAAUUGUACCCCCCCAAGUACUCAAGUUUACUCAAGAUGUAAUUGUGUACAGUAUAACCUUCCAUCAUCAAUUCUUCUCUACCAGUGAGCAUUGUAUUUACU